Messenger RNA from Mytilus californianus (California mussel), 3511 nucleotides. Its product is annotated as heat shock 70 kDa protein 12A-like. Gene Ontology annotation, molecular function: ATP binding; ATP-dependent protein folding chaperone. The transcript is spliced from 6 exons. Lineage: Eukaryota; Metazoa; Mollusca; Bivalvia; Mytilida; Mytilidae. The coding region runs from base 146 to 1003 and encodes 285 amino acids. The record is from RefSeq and is a predicted model, not a curated record.
UUAGUUAACGUAAAAUAAUUUGAGCUAUUACUUUUACUAUUCUACUGGAACGUUUUAUUAUAUCAAAUGUGAAUGGCAGUGGUGUUUAUUUUCGUGUGUAUCGUUUUACAGAUUUAAAUAAGAAAACGUCUGUGAAAAAUAAAUUAUGGCUUCUUCACGUGAAUCUGGAUUUGCAAUGUAUGAGAUGAAACAGACAAAAGAAUCCCUUGAUACCGCCGUAAUAAGGUCAAUGAUCUCUCCAAGAUAUGAAUAUAUCGUGGCAUUAGAUAUCGGAACUACUUAUUCAGCAUAUGCUUAUGCUGAUAAACAUGAUAUUAAUUUUGAAAAAAAUCAAAUGGACAUAUCUUGCAAUCAAGCUUGGAGUGCUGGAAAGUCUAAUUGCAUAACAAUGAAAACUCCGACGAGUAUUUUACUUGAUGAUGCAGGAGAACUGGUUUCGUUCGGCUACGAAGCAGAGGAUAAAUAUGGAAAACUGGUAAAAGAUAAAGUCAAAGAUUUCUAUUUCUUCAGAAGAUUUAAAAUGGCUUUAUACAAAAAUAUUCCCACAUCUCUUAUGGUGUUAAAUGAUGUUAACGGGAGGCCUUUAUUAGCGGAAACUGUAUUUGCAAGAGCAAUUUCAGCUUUAAUGAAAGAAUUCAAAGACUCUAUCACUAGACAUGGUAUUCAUUUAAGUACUGACGAAGUUCGUUGGGUUCUCACAGUUCCAGCAAUAUGGUCAGAAGCUGCCAAGAGGUUUAUGAGGAAAAGUGCUGAAGUCGCUGGCAUUCCAGACAACCAGCUGAUAAUUGCAUUAGAACCAGAGGCUGCAUCAAUAUAUUGUCAAUAUGUAAAGAGCAAAGAUCUCAGUGAUCCUAAACUAACGGUUUCAAGUACCGGAACGCAGUACAUGGUCGUUGAUCUUGGUGGUGGGACAGUGGAUAUUGCCGUUCAUGAAAAAUUAGGAAACGGGUACUUGAAAGAAAUCCAUCACGCAACCGGUGACGACUGUGGGGGAAUUCGAUAAAUAACAGUUUGGUUCAUGAAUUGAUUCGAAACUUUGGAGGUCCUUUAAUAAAAGAGAUCGAACGGAGUCAUCCGAAAGAAUACUUUGACAUCCAUAGGGAGUUCGAAGCGGCCAAAAAAAAUUUUGAUCCAUUUAAAGAAAACGAAAUGUCACUGCGGUUACCAUAUAUUUUCCUAAAUGCCAUAUGCAAGAAAAUGACAACAGAAAACUUCGAACAAAUACUUCACCUAGGUCCACAUGAUGACAAACUUACCAUAGAAAACGACUGGGUGUACAUAAGUGCAAACUUGGUAAGAAAGCGACUCUUUGAUCCAACAGCUGAGAGAAUAUGCAAUCUUAUCACGCAAAUAAUAUUUAGUGUAAACAAUCCAAGGCUAACAAAAAUUCUUUUAGUUGGAGGAUUAGCAGAUUCAAAAUAUAUACAAGAUGCCAUUCGGAAAGGAUUUCCAAAUAACAAAGUUAUUGUCCCACAGGAUGCAGAUCUUUGUGUAAUCAAAGGAGCGGUUAUGUUUGGUCAUUCACCACAUCUAAUUUCGCAUCGUGUUUCGCGAUUCUCGUAUGGAGUAGGUAUAGCACCUGAAUUUGAUAGUUCAAAGCACGACGAAAAGCGAAAGAGCGUUAUAGAAGGAGUGGAGAGAUGUGAUGGGGUUUUUGGUCUUUAUGCCGCAUCUGGAUCAGUCUUGGAGAUGGAUACAACCAUCAAAAAGACACACUACACUCUUCACAGAUAUCAGAAAGCUGUUGAUCUAUCAAUUUUUGCGUCAACAAAAGAUAAUCCAAAGUACACAGAUGAAGACGAAUGUGAAAAAAUAGGACAUUUCGUGGUAACACUUAAAAAUCCAACUAAACAAAAGAGAGCAGUAGAGGUUACUGUUGUAUUUGGAAAUACCGAAUUGAAAGUUUAUGCCUUUGAUAAAACAUCUGGAGAACAGUGUGAUGCUUCUUUCGAUUUGCCACUUUUCUGAAUCGAAACGUUUUUUUUUUUUUACCUAAUUACUUCUGUUGCAUUUCAGUUUUGACAUCAGUUUCAAUGUAUGGCUUAGACGUCUGUUGUCAGCUUAUUUAGGGAUAUUUAAAUAUGACGUAAGUUUGAAAUUAAGGUAAUGGCUUUACAAUUAAACAUCAUCAAACCAAGACGAAAAAGGGUACGAAAAGCGGAGUUAUAUUAUUGUUCUGACAGAGACAAAACAUUUUUUUUUCUUCACUUUUACAACUUGAAAGUUGGAUUUUUAAAAGUUAUGCAGAAUAGUAUAAGAUUGUAAUCAAUAUUAGAAAAAGGAGGCUUGUAAUUAUACAAAUGUAAAUGGUACAAAAGUUUUUCUGGACGAUAUCCUUUCUAUGAAAAAAUUUAAUUAUCUGUUUUAUUUCUUGGUGGUAAUUAAUUUAGAUUUUUUUUUUAUGACAGUUGUCUUAGACAGGAUGUUGGAUGUCUACUAUUUUAGUCUAAGACGCAUACUUUUGUAUUUGCUGUUUUUGGUUUUGAACUAGCUUUCAGUAACUGUGAGUACUCUCACACCUGUACUUUGUGUCUUUUGUGUUUUUGUACCGAUUUGUAUGUGCUUUGUAUCGAUCAUAUGAGUUAAUCCCUUUCAACUGAUUUUGAUAGUUUGUUCCUAUGUUGUACUGUUACACCACUGUACCAGGUUAGGGGGAGGGUUUUGUGCUAGCAGACAUGUUUAACCCCGCCACAUCCUUGAUGUGCCUUACCCAAGUCAGGUAACAUAUACCGUAAAAGUUUAAAUAGUCCUUGCUAUAUCGUGAAUCACGACAACUCAGAAUCAAAGUUCGAAAAGCAUCUGGUGACAUUACUAAAAGACCAUCAAAGGUUAUACGUAUAUAUUGUUGUGUUUGCCUUGAUAUUAUCACAUUUCAAAUUGUAUAGAAAUAAAAAGAUAUCCCCUUCCACAGAUUUAGCAGAAAGUAAUGGGAUUCUCCUCAAUACGUCGUUUGUUUUUGUGAUGCUGGGUGCCGUCUCAUUGACUAUAUGCCCCACGUCUCCUUAGCUUCAAUUUAAAUCAUAAUUAUUUGUUUUGUAAAUAUAACAUAAAUCAACUGUUUUUAUUUGCAUAAAAUAUAUGAAUAAUUCAUCAUGUUAUUAUGAAAGUAUUUCUGUGGUUUAUAUUUGGUGAUUUGUGAAUUAUGAAACAUAUAUUAUUAUUUUUGUCAAUAUCCAAUCAUAUCAGGCAUGAACUCCAAAACUUGUUUUCACAACAUAAACAACCAAAUAGCAAUUGGAGAAGGCACUAGCUAGAAAAAUUAAAGGUCUCUGAAAAUCUUGGCAAAAUAAUUAUAUCGAUGCUUAAUAAUAUUAUGCACAUUGCACAUUUUCGAAGAGAUAAUAAAUGAAGUGUUUUUGUAAUAUGACAGAAACGUCAUAAAAUGUGUACGUGAAAUUGUUCAUCCUGUUGAAAUUCUUUUUAACUCUUCAAGCUUGUGAUUGAACUGUUGCUGUUCAAUCGUUGAAUUUGGUAUUUGGAUUAAAUAUCGUUAGAAAUAAGACUGAGAUAA